This is a messenger RNA of Bursaphelenchus okinawaensis, 2479 nucleotides long. Lineage: Eukaryota; Metazoa; Nematoda; Chromadorea; Rhabditida; Aphelenchoididae. The record is from the annotation of a GenBank genome assembly.
AUGACAUCGGCCCAUUUCACCAUGGAUCACAGCGGAGCUACCUCAACUUACGCACCAAUAACUAGUCUACCUCCCAACUCGCUAAGUCAUUUUCAACAGACUAGUAUGGCCUACAACGCCCAGACCUCGUCCCCACCACAACUGGCCAACAACAGAAUGUUCAAUCAAAUGCAUAUUAACCUACCGCCUCUACAGACAUACCAACAGAACUACAGUAGUAACACCCACGGGUUCAUAACGCCGCAGACAACGCCGGCUAAGCGAGAGAAAAACAAGUUUGAUUCGUUUCUGAGUCAGGCUAGCAACUCGGUUGUGAGAAGAUUGGGAUGGAAACAAGGUGAGACAAUCUUUAUAAAGCAACAGUACACAAAGCAUACUAAAAAUAUUUUUUAAAAAAUGAUACUAUAUGACCAUUCCUAAGGUCACCUAAAACUAAUAAGCUAUCCUUUCAGGGGACGAAGAAGAAAGCUGGUCAAAGAAAGCCAUCGACAGUCUAGUCAAGAAGCUGCAGAAGCACAACAAAGAAGCACUCGAGAUGCUGGACAAAGCUUUAAAAACUGAAGGCCGUGAGCCCAGUGACUGUGUCACAAUCCCUCGUUCGCUGGACGGACGACUACAAAUCUCUCAUCGCAAAGCUUUACCUCACGUUAUUUAUUGUCGCGUUUACCGAUGGCCGGACCUACAGUCGCAUCAUGAACUCAAGGCUAUUGAGGUAGAUACGUUACUAUAUUUGAGCAAUUCUAGACGAAAAACCUUUUUAUGGAAAAUCAUUUUGCUGCUAUUUACGAUUAAAUACCAUAAUUUACACCGUUAACUCUUAGAAAAAGUACUAAAUUUAGUAACAAAAAUUUCUCAUCUUAUGUUUAUUAACCGUUGAAAUAACAGUACGACUUUAGACCUGCCGUUUCUGUUUUGAAAGUGGGCAAAAGGAGAUAUGCAUCAACCCAUAUCACUACGAACGUGUGGAUUCUGCCUGUGUUUUACCCCCUGUCCUAGUCCCCAGAUACAGCGAACCACCACCAAUCGACUCUCAAAUGCAACCAGCUCAACAGUUUGGAGGUAAGCAAUCUCUAUAUAUACCUAAUUUCCUCAACACAAACAUGAAAACGCAACUUUAUUCACCUUUAAUGAAGGAGCAUCUUCAUUCACAUUUUAACGCUAAACAUGUUAAAAUUAUAAACUAAAUUAUUUUCAGCCCUCCCCUUUAAUGUAGAAAUGUCAAACAACAACAAAACCACCCUCCAAACCCUCCAACCCCAUCAACCUGGUCAAUCACAACACUACAGCCCACAAAACUCCCAAAAUGGUCAUAAUGAAAACAACUUUGAACAGAAUUAUCAACAGAACAUCAUCAACCGGGUCCCGGUCCCUUUUACUCCAUGUAAACAUUGGGCUACAAUCAGCUACUACGAAUUGAACAACCGGGUUGGAGAACAGAUACGGGUCUCUUCAAACACGGUGUAUAUUGAUGGCUUUACUGACCCCAAUACUCAAGAUAAAAUAUCCCUGGGGUUGUUUUCUAACAUCAACAGGUAAGACUAUGUUGACAUAGGAAACUAACACAACAAUUUUUCUCUUUAUACAAGACUUGUAAACUGAAAAACAUAAAAAUGUUACCUAAAUAUAAGAAAAUUUAUUUUUAUACUAACUGUUACCUAAAUAUAAAGAAAAAUAUGUUUCUACUAAUAAUGCCACUUUCAGAAACACCACGAUCGAGAACACCCGCAGACACAUAGGCAAAGGAGUAAAGCUAACAUACGUCCCAUACCAAGGUACCUUGUAUGCAGAAUGUUUGAGCGAAAGUGCUGUAUUCAUACAGUCGAGGAACUGCAACUACAUCAACAACUUUCACCCAACAACAGUCGUAAAGAUAACCAACGGUUACUCCUUAAAGAUCUUUGACACUGGGAAGUUUGGAGAGGUUAGUUAUUGCUAGGAUAAUAUUCUUUCAAGUUGUAAUUAUUUCAAAUUUACAAGUCGAAAGUCAAAUUUAUAUUCACACGUUUUUGUACUACGCAUUAAUCCCGUAUUUUACUCAAAAACAAUAAUUACAGCUCCUAAACCAAUGCGUGAACAUGGGCUUUAACAGUAGCUAUGAGCUCACAAAAAUGACAUUGAUCAGAAUGUCAUUUGUAAAAGGAUGGGGAGCUGAAUACCAACGUCAAGAUGUUACUUCAACUCCUUGUUGGAUCGAGAUACAUCUUCAUGCACCCUUAAUCGUAAGCUUAUUCUAAGUUGUCAAAUAAAAAAAUCUGAUUAUAAUCUUUUUCUUAUUUUACAUAACCAACAAAUAUCAAAUAUUGUCCUAAAACCUCGUUAUUUCUCUUUAAUUUUACCACAAUGUCGAUCAAAGUUAUCAAAACCCAUAAUCCCCUUCGUAUUAUCAAAUGUCAAUUAGUAAUAUAUCUUGUUUUAGUGGUUAGAUCGAGCUCUGGCCAAGCUCGGACCCUCACCCGACCCUAUCUCUUCAAUAAGCUGA